Messenger RNA from Cercocebus atys (sooty mangabey), 660 nucleotides. Its product is annotated as ATP synthase subunit gamma, mitochondrial. The transcript is spliced from 4 exons. The record is from RefSeq and is a predicted model, not a curated record. Lineage: Eukaryota; Metazoa; Chordata; Mammalia; Primates; Cercopithecidae. Bases 38 to 541 code for a protein of 167 amino acids. Gene Ontology annotation, molecular function: proton-transporting ATP synthase activity, rotational mechanism. Gene Ontology annotation, biological process: proton motive force-driven ATP synthesis.
CACGUACCACGCACCCAGACCCACAAUUACCAAGUCUAUGAAAAUGGUAGCAGCAGCAAAAUAUGCCCGAGCUGAGAGAGAGCUGAAACCAGCUCGAAUAUAUGGAUUGGGAUCUUUGGCUUUGUAUGAAAAAGCUGAUAUCAAGCUUCCUGAAGACAAGAAGAAACACCUCCUUAUUGGUGUGUCCUCAGAUCGAGGACUGUGUGGUGCUAUUCAUUCCUCCAUUGCUAAACAGAUGAAAAGUGAGGUUGCUACGCUAACAGCAGCUGGGAAAGAAGUUAUGCUUGUUGGAAUUGGUGACAAAAUCAGAGGCAUACUUUAUAGGACUCAUUCUGACCAGUUUCUGGUGGCAUUCAAAGAAGUGGGAAGAAAGCCCCCCACUUUUGGAGAUGCGUCAGUCAUUGCCCUUGAAUUACUAAAUUCUGGAUAUGAAUUUGAUGAAGGCUCCAUCAUCUUUAAUCGAUUCAGGUCUGUCAUCUCCUAUAAGACAGAAGAAAAGCCCAUCUUUUCCCUUAAUACCAUUGCAAGUGCUGGUGAGUAGUUUUUCUACUACAUAUAUUUUUUGGCAUGUAGAAUGAAGAGAUUUGUCCACUAAGGCAGACAGUGUCAAGAUGUGUAGUGGUAGCAAUAGCACUAUAGCAAAUGAUUUGGGGCUUUUUU